Fusarium poae is the source of this 744-nucleotide messenger RNA. RefSeq lists its product as uncharacterized. Bases 1 to 744 code for a protein of 247 amino acids. The transcript has a single exon. The record is from RefSeq and is a predicted model, not a curated record. Lineage: Eukaryota; Fungi; Ascomycota; Sordariomycetes; Hypocreales; Nectriaceae.
AUGUCUGAUCCAUCACCGUGCGCGGUCCUGACACUGCCAGUCGACAUCCCCCGCAUCACCUACACAAGCGAAGGGUUAGAUCUCGAUUACUUCGGCCCUGUUGAUGGUUCAAUUAGCGUCGAGGGAGCUAAGUUCGUUGCCCGUCUUACAGAUGGGGUAGAGGAUGAAGUGGCACGCACUAUCAAGCAAUUCAUAACCACCACGCAAAACGACUGUGUAGGCAGCGCAGAAGAGAAAAGAUCAUGCUGGUUUACCAUCCGCUCGACGAAACCCACUGACGAAUUCAAUAUCCCGAGAUGGCACCGGGACGGUCCUAUGUACCCAUACGACGAGGGACGCGAAGAGGUUGUGCGGAGCAAAUAUGCCAUCACUUUACUCGGGCCUCCUACACUCAUGCUGGUGCCGGAUGAGGACACAUUCGCUAUCGAACGGCAAGGGCUGGCACAGCACUAUUGGUGGCUGGAAAAGGAUAUCCCUCGUCCCUCACAAGAACAGUGGGAUGAAGCAGAUUUGGAAUUGCGAAAGUGGCUCGAGAAUGAAUUCAAAGAGACUCCCAAAGUUGACAUUGGACACGGCCAAAUCGUUCGAUUCAGUUGGGGAAGAGACAACAGUCCAAUUCAUUCAGAGCCAGAUAUCGUUUGUGACAGGAUCUUCAUGAGUGUUCUUUAUGGCAGCGAACCGGAAUUGCGACGGAUGUGUGAUUGGAGAGAGGCUAAGUACGGGGAGUUUGAGACCGGUGUCUAA